AUGAUCCACGAAUGGCAACGGGUUACCGAGCACAUGAGGGAUACACCCAGGAAAAAAGACAGCGUGGGUCAUCGAAUGAGCGAGGAUUCUGAUCUCGUGUUGAACGUGUUGCCCGACGCUGUCGGUUCGUUCACCUCAUCGCCGGAGAUCACUCUGCUUUGUACUGGCAACAUGUUGUCCAUGUGCGUUGCGUUCGUCUACCAGAUGACGUUCUACGCUGGUCUAAUGACGCUCGUUGGACGACGAGAAAUUGGCGAAGAUAUUGAGGAGAAGAACAGAAUGGCCAUUAGUAUAGCCGAGAAUCGCGUAAAUAUUGCCAAACACCACAGGACACUU
Molecule: messenger RNA, 336 nt
Organism: Ostertagia ostertagi
Lineage: Eukaryota; Metazoa; Nematoda; Chromadorea; Rhabditida; Trichostrongylidae
Source: the annotation of a GenBank genome assembly